Messenger RNA from Leptosia nina, 345 nucleotides. The record is from the annotation of a GenBank genome assembly. Lineage: Eukaryota; Metazoa; Arthropoda; Insecta; Lepidoptera; Pieridae.
AUGCGUGGGCCCGCGAGAUGCCACGCGAAUGUAUCUCCUAAUUGGCAAAGGAUAAGGGCGCUAGUCGGUGGCAGGCGCGUCGCUUCGGCCGAGUGCCGCGCACUCGACGCAAUCCGUGCUCUAAGCGACGAGCGUUUGCGUCGUACGAAACAAAUCUUUCGGUUGUCCGCGUGCAACGAACUGCAGCUUACUAAGCUCAGCUCGACGCCUUGUGCCAUGCCGAAGGGCGAGGUCGUCUUGAGAUGCCGCGGAGGAAAUGUGAGGGCUGCAUUUACGUUAGACUAUUUUCCAAGUGGCAGGCAAUUAUGCCAUUUCUUUUUGCUGCAUGGCGAUGGAAUCGCUUGA